This is a messenger RNA of Gymnogyps californianus (California condor), 1674 nucleotides long. It is a transcript of the gene TMEM182, whose product is annotated as transmembrane protein 182. Gene Ontology annotation, cellular component: membrane. Lineage: Eukaryota; Metazoa; Chordata; Aves; Accipitriformes; Cathartidae. The record is from RefSeq and is a predicted model, not a curated record. The transcript is spliced from 5 exons. Bases 20 to 721 code for a protein of 233 amino acids.
UUUGAAGAUAACUUUGAUAAUGAAACUGAGUGUGGGGAUAUUUUUUGGAGGCUUCUUUGCAGCUCUGGGGGUUUUGCUUUUUCUGGUGGCAUUUGGAACUGAUUAUUGGCUUCUUGCUACGGAAAUAGGAAGGUGUUCAAAAGCACCUGAAGAUGCUGGGGGAGAGAAGGCCACUUUCCAUCAUGAAGGUUUCUUCUGGAGGUGCUGGUUUAGUGGAAAUGUAGGAGAGAAUAAUGCCAGCAUGUGGAAUUUCUGGUACACUAACCAGUCACCUUCUAAGAAUUGUACACAUGCUUACCUGUCACCAUUUCCUCUUCUCCGAGAUGAACACAACUCAACCUCCUAUGACUCUGCAAUCAUUUAUCGAGGUUUCUGGACAGUUCUUAUGCUCCUGGGAGUGCUCACUAUUGUGAUGGCUAGUUUCUUCAUCAUCUGUGCAGCUCCUUUUGCCAGCCACAUUCUGUACAAAGCAGGAGGAGGCUUUUUCAUCAUUGCUGGUGUCUUGUUUUCGCUGGUAGUCGUGAUGUAUGUCAUCUGGGUCCAGGCGAUGGCUGAUCUAGAAAACUACACAAACAUGAAAAAAAUGGAUUGCCCAGACUUUGCUGUUUAUGUACGUUAUGGCUGGUCUUUUAUGCUGGCUCCUAUAGGAGUAUUUUUUGCUUUAUUAGCAGGAAUGCUGUUCUUGUUGGUCGGGCGUGCCAUUUAUUUACACUCAGACUAGUCGUACACUGCUGAAGGGAAUACAGGAAUCCUAGUGAAAGUUCACGACAAUUGUAAGCUGGAACACAAUUUUAUACAUUAUUACCAUUAUGACAAUCCUAAGUGUGCAGGCAGACUUCUGGAAGUUCUUCUGUUACUUGUUUAAGGGUAAAGGACACAAAACUCAAUACAGGAAGAAACUACCUUUAGUCCCAACCAGUUGUUUUUCAUUCUUCAGAAAGUACACAUGUGGUUCUCCAUAUUGUACUAUCAGCAGCAUUUGUGCAGUUUUGCAAACAGAGGAAGGCAAAAAUUUUCUGCAACCAAAAGCCCAACAUGAAGUGGGCCAAAUCAACAUUUUAUACAUUUGUCUUUUAACAUUUACUUUGUGCUUCUGCUUGUGGAGAAUGGUACAAAGUAGAGGAGAAAACAAACAUUCAAACACAGUAAUUCAAUCUACCUCCUCUCCUGUUUUCCACUACUUGCCUUAACUUUAAUACAAGCAAACAUGUCUGCACUUUAUAAAAAUAGAAUGCAGUUGUUCAUGCAGCAUCCAUGGGAAGAGGACGAGAGAGAAGACAAUUGCUAUGAACAGCGACCUGGUGCUAGUCCGUACAAUUAAAAGCUUAACUGCUUCUGUUACAUGUUUCUCUUUUCUGUAUGCAUUUGAAAGCUGUAUACUGCUGUAUUCUGAAAUCCAUGUUUGUUGCAUGAUUCUAUAAGCCAAAAUGCCGUAGUUAAAUCACUAGCUGAAGUUAUGCCAAAAUUGUACUUUGAUUUAUAGCAUUAAUAUUUUAAUCAAGUUUUAACCCUUUUAUUUUUGAAUGGAAUAAUUGGCUCCUCCAACAAACAUUUUCCUGGUUGUGUAAAAUGAUUUUUUUUAUUAAAAAAGGUUUAUUAUGAAGACAAUAUCUAGGACAUGAAAAUGUAUGUUUUAUGUAGCCUUCAUUUUCCCAAAUAUUAAAAGUCUGCAUU